CACACACGGACAGUCACUACGAACGAACACGCUCGAGUCUCCUUUGAUUCAGAGAGAAGAAGAAGAUGCGGGCCUUAUCCUUCGCACCUUCUGCUUGUGCUCUGUACUCGCCAAGAAACGCAGUCGCAGCUCGUUCCAGCUCUCAAGCCUCCAUACCCAUUAGCCACCCGUUCGUUCCCGAGGUUUCGAAAGCAGUGGAUUCAUUGUACUCCGAAUUCAGAUCUGUAGAUGUGUUGGUGGCGCAUAACACAGCCCGUGUACUUAUAGCUUUUCAGAAUGCUCGAAUUGGAUCCCAUCACUUUGGUGGUUGCACUGGCUAUGGUCAUGAGGAAGCAGGUGGACGUGAAGCACUUGACCAGGCUUUUGCAGAAAUCUUUGGGGCUGAAUCAGCAAUAGUACGCUCUCAGUUCUUCUCAGGCACUCAUGCUAUUACUUGUGCUCUCUUUGCCAUUCUGAGGCCAGGGGAUGAGCUUUUGGCAGUUGCUGGGGCUCCAUAUGAUACUCUAGAGGAAGUUAUUGGCAAGAGGAAUUCUCAUGGGCUGGGUUCAUUGAAAGAUUUUGGAGUGAAGUAUCGGGAAGUUCCACUUGCUGAGGACGGUGGACUUGACUGGGAUUCACUUUCCAGAGCUGUGGAAUCUCAUACAAAAUGUGCAUUGAUACAGAGGUCUUGUGGUUAUUCAUGGCGUAGGAGCUUAAGUGUCAAGGACAUAGGCAGGGCAAUAAAGAUGAUAAAGGCCCAAAAUCCUAACUGCUUGGUGAUGGUGGAUAAUUGCUAUGGUGAAUUUGUUGAAGGAAUUGAACCUCCAAUGGUGGGAGCCGAUUUGAUUGCUGGAAGUUUAAUAAAAAACCCAGGGGGAACCAUUGCACCAUGUGGUGGAUACGUUGCCGGCAGAAACAAAUUGGUAAUGGCUGCAGCUGCUCGUCUCUCUGCACCCGGGCUUGGAGUUGAUUGUGGUUCAACCCCUGGUGAUAUUAUGCGUGCCUUUUUCCAGGGAUUGUUCCUUUCGCCUCAAAUGGUUGGUGAGGCAAUCAAGGGAACUUAUCUUGUAGCUGAAGUCAUGGCAUCAAGAGGUUAUCAGGUGCAGCCACUUCCUUGUGCUCCUCGCCAUGAUGUUGUGCAGGCAGUGCAGCUUGGUACUCGGGAACGACUUCUUGCUUUCUGCGAAGCUGUCCAGAGAAGCUCUCCGGUAUCUUCAUUCACCAAACCGGUGGCGGGAGUCACUCCGGGCUAUGCUUCUGAGGUGAUCUUUGCUGACGGAACGUUCAUUGAUGGGAGCACAAGCGAACUUUCUUGUGAUGGACCGCUAAGAGAGCCAUUUGCUGUAUUUUGCCAGGGUGGCACACACUGGACCCAAUGGGCUCUAGUUUUGGGAGAGAUUCUGAAAUCCAUAUAACCUCGAGACCGGGCUACGGGGAGUCGAAAGGGUUACGCGGGAUGCUUUUGGGUUGACAAUUUUGCCAUGAAAUCACAGAGAAGUUCCAUAGUAAAGGGUGCAGGUUUUGGCUUGGGUCAAGACGUAACUUGUGUAACUGAGGAGAAGGCGGGUGACUCUGUGAGGUGAUAUUGAACUCUUUGGGUGUUUUUCCCCACUUCUUGAUGGAUUCCGCUGGGAUCAAAGUUUUUUAAUAUCAUAAAGGCAGUGGUUAAAAUGGAUGAUCUUGAGAACGUAUACUACGAGUCGAUACUUGGCUUGUGUUGCUGUCUUACUGCUCAUGUUAGGAGGUUUUCUUGCUUCACUGCCGGGAAAGCAAGCAUUCCCGUCGAAGACUUGGAGAUAUACGUGCAGUGUUUCGUAUGCUGAAUGGAGACACAGAUGCUUGAAUCAUAUGAUCUUUUUCUCGAUUGGAAGACAUUGGUUAUGGUCUUGUCAGUCCAAAUGAGAAUCAUGUAAAAAUGGGGAAAAGGCUACAAAAACAGUUGCAGAAUCUUGUAUGCAAAUUGCAACGCUCAUACUUCAGAACCGGAAUUGAAGAUCUUUCGGGUGCUGCUCUUUUUC
Messenger RNA from Syzygium oleosum, 1997 nucleotides. RefSeq lists its product as uncharacterized. The transcript has 12 exons. The coding region runs from base 66 to 1394 and encodes 442 amino acids. The record is from RefSeq and is a predicted model, not a curated record. Lineage: Eukaryota; Viridiplantae; Streptophyta; Magnoliopsida; Myrtales; Myrtaceae.